Molecule: messenger RNA, 354 nt
Organism: Lottia gigantea (owl limpet)
Lineage: Eukaryota; Metazoa; Mollusca; Gastropoda; Lottiidae
Exons: 1
Source: RefSeq, a predicted model, not a curated record
CCACCACAAACUAGAUUCAGCUUGAAUAACAAACUACAAACUAGAUUCAGCUUGAAUAACCAACCGCAAACUAGAUUCAGCUUGAAUAACCAACCGCAAACUAGAUUCAGCUUGAUUAACCAACCACAAACUAGAUUCAGCUUGAAUAACCAACCACAAACUAGAUUCAGCUUGAAUAACAAACCACAAACUAGAUUCAGCUUGAAUAACCAACUACAAACUAGAUUCAGCUUGAAUAACCAACCACAAACUAGAUUCAGCUUGAAUAACCAACUACAAACUAGAUUCAGCUUGAAUAACCAACCACAAACUAGAUUCAGCUUGAAUAACCACCACAAAAUAGAUUCAGCUUGA